AAACAGUCCAGACACUAGCCCCGAGUCCAGCGUAGAGCUUCUUCGAAAAUGUUGCGACAAGCUGUAGUGCUCGUUCUUGUUUUUGCGGCCGUUGGGCACGGUUUGCAGGUGAUCCAAUGCACGAACAACCGACCACUGCCGGAUGAGGUGAUCAUUCCGGGCUGUGCUAGCCUGCCGUGCACCGUUCCGAAUCAAUCCGAUUUCAACUUUAGCGUACGCUUCGCCCCCACCUUCCCCACCAGCUCGCUGACGGUGGAUGUGCGUGCGUCACUGUUGGGCCUGUUCCUGCCCUACGAGGUACCGGAACACUUGCGCAAUGGAUGCAACAACAUUAACACCUCUUGCCCACUGGCGGCCGGUCAGUCCGUUACGCUGACUGGUAACGCACCGGUCGAGGCUCCACUGACCGGUGUUACGGUCACGAUGGAGUUCGAGAUUACCGGUGAUAGUGGACAGGUGGCCACCUGCUUUGCCGCUACCGUCACGCUGACGUAG
Molecule: messenger RNA, 495 nt
Organism: Anopheles darlingi
Lineage: Eukaryota; Metazoa; Arthropoda; Insecta; Diptera; Culicidae
Exons: 2
Coding region: 49-495 (148 amino acids)
Biological process (GO): intracellular cholesterol transport
Source: RefSeq, a predicted model, not a curated record